Malania oleifera is the source of this 1491-nucleotide messenger RNA. RefSeq lists its product as uncharacterized. NCBI's taxonomy places the organism in Eukaryota, Viridiplantae, Streptophyta, Magnoliopsida, Santalales, Ximeniaceae. Bases 318 to 1262 code for a protein of 314 amino acids. The transcript has a single exon. The record is from RefSeq and is a predicted model, not a curated record.
UAGACGCAGAUUAGGUUAAUUUCUGCCUCGUUAGACAUGCAUUUCUCAAAGCGUACACAUGGAGAUGGUGCAGCGUGCACCGCUUCCCCAUUAUUUUUCCUCGCCCCACGGUCCACCCUCCCCUCAAUCACCGCAUAAUUACCCGCUCUAAAGUCUACACAAAGAAAAAACACACUGAGUAGGUCACCAGGCAUGGAAACCAACUCAUCCCACUCCCGUACUCUCCCCUCUAUAAAACAAUUCCCUCCCCACCCACACCACUGCCAAUCCAAUUGACCAGUUGCCUUCAUUUUCCUCCCUCUCCUUUUUUCCCCACCAUGGCCUCCUCAGCUAAACUCAUUUCUCUUUUCUUCCUUCUUGGCAUUGCAGUGCUGUUCUGCUCCUCUCUCCCGGUCGAGGCAAGGGAGGUGAAGUCGUUCAGCAAGAUUCCCCGUCACGAGAAAGAAAGCGGCAAGAACGAGACGCCUUCGGAGGAGCUACCGGUGGACCACGGGAGCGGAUACGGCCUCUAUGGCCAGCACGACUCUACGCCCACCACUGUGACUGCCGCCGUCAGUCGGGAAAAUUCAAACACAGUGACAGAGGGCAAGUUUGAUGACAGAUUCGAUGAUGAGUUUGAGGAGGAAGAGGAGUCUGAGACGGAGAAAGUACCUACGGCUCCGGCAUCAACGAGAACGACAAGAACAACCACGGUUUCUAUGCUCGGGAACAACAACAACAACAACAAUGGGCAUAGUGAGAAUUAUUAUGAGAAGUACUACAACAACUACAAAAAUUUUAAGAAUGACAAGUAUACAGAAUCUGCUACCAACUACAACAACAAUGAGCAACAGUACUACGGGAUGAGCGACACAAGGCGGCCGGAGAAUCUCAAGUACGCUUACCGUGGAAACGCACACUCUAACAACAAUAAAUAUCCCACCACCGCCACUACCGCUACCACCACCGCCACUGCUACCAACUACAACAACAAUGAGCAACAGUACUACGGGAUGAGCGACACGAGGCGGCCGGAGAAUCUCAAGUACGCUUACCGUGGAAACGUACACUCGAACAACAACAAAUAUCCCACCACCGCCACUGCUGCUACUGGAUAUAAGCCAUACGGCACAACGGGACAGGGAACUACUGCAAGUACAAGCGGUAAUGGUUAUAAUGGCUAUGUUAAUAACUUUGAUAAUGAGAAAUAUGAGUUCGACAACAUGGAAGAGUACUACAAGACUCAGCAUAUCUUGGACCCCCGGGAUUUUCAGGGACCAUGAGCGAUCUUAGGUAUAUAUAUAUAUAUAUAUAUAUAUAUAUAUAUAUAUGAAUAUGGGUUCAUUUAUUAUGGUACUUCCACAGUUAAUCAACCGAGAGAGAGGUAUUAGGCGUGUAAUUGAAAGUGACCUCCUUAAGUUAUGGGGAAAACUGCAUGUGUGGUUGGAUUUGUUCAUGUUGUAUUAUUUCUGUGUUUUGCAAAUGAGAAAGGAUGAAAGAUAAUGUAUUUUU